This is a messenger RNA of Alnus glutinosa, 1884 nucleotides long. RefSeq names its product protein GRAVITROPIC IN THE LIGHT 1. The record is from RefSeq and is a predicted model, not a curated record. The transcript has a single exon. Gene Ontology annotation, biological process: response to red or far red light; negative gravitropism. The coding region runs from base 288 to 1712 and encodes 474 amino acids. Lineage: Eukaryota; Viridiplantae; Streptophyta; Magnoliopsida; Fagales; Betulaceae.
AGUUUCAUGUCCUACUAGUACUUAUUUUCAGUACCUUAUACUGUUCACCUUUAAUCUUUUACCCUUUUUCUAAUCCUUCCCGCGCUUUAAAUCCCACUUUUCCCACCUCCAUCUCCGGCUUCAAUCUGCUUAUGGUCAAAGUUUUGUGCCUACUUUUCAGCUUAAAAUCUUAUCUUUGAGGGACUUUAAGCCCAAAACCCUUUUCUUGGAUUUCUUCCUUGGUAUCCAAGUUCCCUAUCUUCACUGAAUACUUUCAAGUUCAUGCCGGCUUAUUUUUUGCUUCUAAGAUGGAUGCAGUGAAACCCAAAUCAUCAGCCUUCAACAAUAAGAGCAAGCUAGCGCGUACUUUUCAUAAAGUUAUCAACCUUCGGGCGGCAACAAGAAUUGCCUCAAACAAUGGGAUUUGCAUGCUCACAUCGCAAGCAAAAGUGAAGGAGGAUUUUUUCACUGAUAGAAAGUCGCAGCAAUUUGACAAGAAUGAAGAUACAAGAGGCCGGCAGCAGAGAGCUGUACUGGAAGCUAUGGUGGCGAAGCUUUUCGCCGGCAUUACUUCGAUCAAAGCGGCUUAUGCCGAGCUCCAAAUGGCUCAGCAUCCUUACAACGGCGAAGCCAUUCAGGUUGCCGACCAGGCCGUGGUGGACGAGCUGAAAACGAUAUCCGAGGUCAAGCGCAGCUUCUUGAGAAAAGAACUCGAUAUUUCUCCCCAGGUCACUCUCAUGCUGGCGGAGAUUCAAGAGCAGCAGGCCUUGAUGAAGACCUACGAGAUCACCAUCAAGAAACUGGAGGCGGAGGUCGAGCUCAAAGAGUACGACAUCGCUUCGCUCCAGAACCAGCUCAACGACGCCGUUGCGUUCAACAAGUUAUUAGAAAAGAGGUUAAACUCAAGUGGGCCUUUGUCAAUGUUCGACAGUCUUCGGCUAACGAGACUCAACGUGACCCAUUUCGUCCAGUUGCUUCACCACGCGCUAAGAUCCAUUCGUAGCUUCGUCAGGUUGAUGAUUCGUGAUAUGGAGUCAGCGAACUGGGAUCUUGACGCCGCCGUCAAAUUCAUCGAGCCCGGCGCCGUUUUAACAAAGCCAAGUCACCGCUUCUUCGCUUUCGAAUCUUUUGUGUGCGUAACCAUGUUUGAGGGCUUCAAUUUCCCUCAAUUUGAUCAGUCUCAACGACAACCUCUCGACAAACACCGCCACCGCCUCUUCUUCGACAAGUUCAAGAAGCUGACAAACGUAAAUCCCAAGCAUUUUCUUUCCCAGAACCCAAACUCGUCGUUUGCGAAGUUCGCGAGGUCCAAGUACCUCCGCCUCGUACACGCGAAGAUGGAAUGCUCUCUCUUCGGCAACUUGAACCAGCGGAAGCUUGUGAACUCCGGGGGAGUCCCUGACUCCGCGUUCUUCGUAGCGUUCGCUGAGAUGGUUAAGCGCGUGUGGCUUUUGCAUUGCUUGGCAUUCUCGUUCGACGAAGAGAUUACCGUUUUUCAGGUGAGGAAGAACUGUAGGUUCUCUGAAGUCUACAUGGAAUGCGUGGCCGAGGAAGCGUUGAUCUCUUCCGGUGAAAUUGCCGGUGACGAUAGCGGUGGCGGUUGCGGUUGCGGUGGCGGUGGCGGUGGCGAGCUCCGCGUGGGUUUCACGGUCGUGCCAGGGUUCAAGAUUGGAAAAACCGUGAUACAGAGUCAGGUUUAUUUGUCUCCGACUACUACUCCGGCGAGUUGCUAAAAUUUUUUGUAUAUUGCUUGUCAAAACGACAAUACUCACGCGCUAUAUCACACGCUCCGCAGUUAGUCUGCUAGUUCUUUUAUAUAAUGGAGUUUUAGAUGCAUAUCAUAUAUAAUGUAUAAUUGUAUCAAAAUGAUUGUAAUCAAAGGGCCCGCGUGAGGAAAUUGACCCA